This is a messenger RNA of Schistocerca cancellata (South American locust), 369 nucleotides long. RefSeq lists its product as uncharacterized. The coding region runs from base 1 to 369 and encodes 122 amino acids. The transcript is spliced from 2 exons. The record is from RefSeq and is a predicted model, not a curated record. NCBI's taxonomy places the organism in Eukaryota, Metazoa, Arthropoda, Insecta, Orthoptera, Acrididae.
AUGGACAAGGUUAUGGUUACUGGCGUCGCCUGUGUCCUGGCAGCGCAGUCCAUGAUGACAGCUGGAGUCCCCACUUCAUGGCCAACCCCUGAAGACCCUCCUGUGGUGGUCGACGAUCACCAGGGCCACCACCACGAUGUCCACAUCUACCAUCACUAUGAUCAAUACGAUCGCCAUCAUGACGGUCACCACGAUCACCACCAUGAUGAUGACUAUGAUCAUCACCAUGAUCAUCACCAUGAUCAUAACCACAGCCACCAUCAUCAUGAUAACCAUGACCAUAAUGAUCACCACCAUGUUGAUCAUCAUGAUCCUAACAAUCACUGUGGUCACUUCAACCGUAAAUUUCCACCUGUUGGGUACAUAUGA